GCACCGGAAGAUGAUGUAUAAAAGAGUAAUGCAUGAACCUAAAGAUUAUCAAACCUUGUGAAGCGUUCAUAUAUUAUAGAAGAACUUCGAACAAGUAUUCAAUCGAACUAAACAAUGGAUUCCGGACUGUCUCAUCGUACCCGUAAAUCUCGAACCGCAGAAGUGUGUCGUCUUUGUCUGCAGCAGCGAUAUCUCGUAAAUAUCAACGCUAAUCAAUACUUAGGAAUGCAGCUCAAAGAGUGUUUUCCCCAAACAUUGUUGGAUGAUAAGGAACUCCCUCAAUUCGUAUGCGGCGAAUGUUAUCAACUGGUCGACAUCACCUACCAAUUCUCCGUCAGGAUGCGUCGUACGGAAGUGUUGCUGCGAACUUACGUUCACAUGGGAGGAGAUUUUCCCGAACCGGCUAUGCUAGAGGCCGUAUAUCAAGGAACAGCGAAACGAUCGGCAUCACCCGAAAGAGAGGACGUUUAUGAGCCACCAGUUAAAAAGAGAGUAUCGUGGGAAACAUAUUCCAAGACAAGUAAGAAAGAUCCCAAAUAUGCCGAAAAGGAUGACCAACCAAGGUCGAAAUACACCGAAAAGGAGCGCAAACCAUCGAAACAUUCCGAAAAGGAUCAGACCAGGAAAGAUUCAAAACACACCGAAAAGGAGGGUCAUAGAUCGAAGGACCGAACAUCGUCAAAGCACGGAACAAAGGAUAGGAAAUCAUCGAAGCAUGCGGAGAAAUUAAGAACCGACAAUAAAGCAAGCGAGAAACGAUCAAAUUCAACAAAAGACCAAGAAAGGGGUUACUACAAGUCGGACAAGUUCUUGUUCGGCGAAGCGGUGGACACAAACCGAGACGGAAAACGAAACGACUCAACUGAAGAAACAACGAAUGAUGCUGCAGCAGCGCGCCCUGAGAUAGCCGCAACCAAUUUGACAGGUAUGAACCUGAAAAUGUCGUAUGAGGAUAUGUUGAAUGCACUACAAACGAUUCAGAACAUCGAGAAUAAACAACUAAAGGCAAUCAGUGGACCAAUGACUUAUGUAGAUGUUUAAAAAUGUUACAAUAAAUAUAGGUUUUUUUACAAGAAAUAUUUCUUUUGAGUUUUUAGUUAUAUAGAGCAAGAAUAAGCCCAAUAU
Armigeres subalbatus is the source of this 1125-nucleotide messenger RNA. Its product is annotated as luc7-like protein 3. Gene Ontology annotation, molecular function: zinc ion binding. The transcript has a single exon. The record is from RefSeq and is a predicted model, not a curated record. Lineage: Eukaryota; Metazoa; Arthropoda; Insecta; Diptera; Culicidae. The coding region runs from base 115 to 1041 and encodes 308 amino acids. Gene Ontology annotation, cellular component: nucleus.